AUGUCUUACUACGAGCACAUUGUUUUGGAUUACGACUUCAAUGACACUGGGUCGGGCUCUGGGUCGGGAGAGCUGGGGGUGGAUUUGGACGAGCCCUGUGAUGUGGAGCACUUGAUGACGGCAGAGUUACAGCAGGUGUUUUUACCUGUGGUCUACGCUCUCAUCUUCACACUCGGCAUCACUGGUAACGGGCUUGUGGUCAUAGUGUUGGGAUGCCAGCGCAGGUCCAAAUGUAGCCUGACCGACCGAUACCGCCUGCACCUCUCAGCUGCUGACCUCCUGUUCGUUCUGGCUCUUCCGUUCUGGGCGGUGGACGCUGCUCUGGCCGACUGGCGCUUCGGAGCGGUCUCGUGUGUAGGAGUUCACGUCAUUUACACCGUGAACCUGUACGGCAGCGUCCUCAUCCUCGCCUUCAUCAGCCUGGACCGCUACUUAGCUGUGGUCCGCGCCACUGACACCAACACAGGAGCUCUGAGGCAGCUGCUGGCACACAAGCUGGUUUAUGCAGGUGCUUGGUUGCCCGCUGCUCUGUUGGCCAUUCCGGACCUGAUUUUUGCCAGGACUCAGGAGGGUGGUGAGGGAGCCACCCUUUGCCAACGUUUCUACCCAGAAAAGAAUGCUCCUCUGUGGGUGGCAGUGUUCAACUUGCAGCUGGUCCUGGUGGGUCUCGUGGUGCCUGGUCUGGUUCUGCUGAUCUGCUACUGCGUAAUUGUGACCAGACUGACUCGUGGCCCGCUCGGAGGCCAGAGGCAGAAGAGGAGGGCUGUACGGACCACCAUCGCUCUCGUGCUCUGCUUUUUCUUGUGCUGGCUGCCCUAUGGAGCUGGUAUCUCUGUGGAUACAAUGUUAAGGUUGGAGAUCUUGCCUCGCAGCUGCAACCUUGAAGCUGUCUUGGGGGUUUGGUUAGCGGUGGCCGAACCGAUGGCUUUCGCUCACUGCUGUCUAAACCCAAUUUUGUACGCCUUCCUUGGGGCAGGAUUCAAAAGUUCGGCCCGCAGAGCCCUGACACUAAGCAGGGCCUCAAGUUUAAAGAUUUUACCCAGAAGGCGCACGGGACAGUCCACCACCACAGAGUCCGAAUCAUCCAGUUUGCAUUCAAGUUAG
Messenger RNA from Knipowitschia caucasica, 1104 nucleotides. The record is from the annotation of a GenBank genome assembly. NCBI's taxonomy places the organism in Eukaryota, Metazoa, Chordata, Actinopteri, Gobiiformes, Gobiidae.